CCUCCUUCAGGUGUCAGCUGAUGAGCGAUCUGGACUCCUGCCUGGCCGUCCGUCCUCAAUCAGGAGCUACCCUUAUCCACAGAUAAAGAAGGAAGCAGCCCAACCUGUUCUCCUUUUCUCCUCCAUUUUCACCUUUAGUCUCUCUCUCUCCACACUGGAGGGAGAGACGGAGGAUCGAGGCUGCGUUUCCCUUCAGUCUGGCUCUUUUCUUAACUCUCCUCUACUUUGGGAGCUCAUUUUCAAAGUGGCUUCAGGAUAUUUACUGAGUCAAACAGGAACCUUCCUCCUCCGAAGGCAACAUGGGGUCCGAUGAUUCGUACAAUUUUGUCUUUAAAGUGGUUUUGAUAGGGGAGUCUGGUGUAGGAAAGAGCAACCUUCUGUCUCGCUUCACCAAGAAUGAGUUCAGUCACGACAGUCGCACCACCAUCGGUGUCGAGUUCAGCACCCGGACUGUUCAGCUGGACAACUUCACCAUCAAAGCUCAGAUCUGGGACACAGCGGGGCUGGAGCGCUACAGGGCCAUCACCUCAGCGUAUUACAGGGGAGCAGUCGGAGCACUGCUGGUCUAUGACAUUAGCAAGCACCUGACCUAUGAGAGCGCAGAGAGGUGGCUGAAAGAGCUGUACGACCACGCAGAUCCUCACAUUGUGGUGAUGCUGGUGGGAAACAAGAGCGACCUGGACAGCCUCAGGACCGUUCCCACGGACGAGGCCAGAGACUUUGCAGAUAAAAGAGGUCUUAUGUUCAUGGAGACAUCAGCUUUGGACUCCACCAAUGUUGAAGCAGCUUUUAAUGAAGUUCUAACAGCGAUCCACAGGAAAGUGGCCAGCAGAGAGGUGACCCGUGGCUCCAUCAGCGCCGUGACCCUGUCCAGCCCACUCGGACCGAGCAGCGAGGCGCAGGAGGAGCGCAGGGGCUGCUGCAGUAGCUCCUAACGGACUGCAACCCUCCGUGAAGGUUUGAUCUGUCCAAUGAUGAACCGACGUCACGCCUGACUGUCGCUCAGUCAUGACGGCCACACACAUUCUGAAGAGUGAGGUGCCUGCUUGAUGCUUGAAGAGUCAGUGUUCCCACUUCUUAAUACAGGGUGUCCAUAAAGUCUCUUUACAAUUUUAAGAAUUUAUUACAAAAGCAGUCGAUAAGAUAUCUUAACCAGAUUUGUUUUAUUGUAAUCAGUGGUUGUCAAAGUUUUUUCUACCUCAUUUAAUACACCUAUAUGGGCACCAUUAGUUGCAUGAAGCACAUCAAGACGCUACUUGAUUUCUUGCCAUGUUUGCUGUGCAUUGCCUCAUCAAUGGUGGCAAUAUCGUCAGAAAUCUUUUGCUUCAAGUCAGUAAUGUCCCGUAUCUUUGUUCGAUACACGAUGUAUUUAACAUAACCCUACAGAAAGAAGUCCAAGGGAGUAAUAUCUGGUGAACGUGGUGGCCAAGGAAUUGGCCCAUCCCUUCCAAUCCACCGAUCUGAGGAGUAGCCAUUUUUUAGGGUUUCAUUUAACAGUACCUCUUUCAUCAACAGGAUACAUGAAACGCACAAUUUCAGUGUGAUUACAAACUUUAAUAAAUGCCGAUUACAAUAAAACAAAUCUGGUUAAGAUAUCUUAUCAAUUGCCUUUGUAAUAAAUUCUUAAAAUUGUAAAGAGACUUUAUGGACACCCUGUAUAUGAAAGCUGUAUAGUAUAUAACUCAAAAACUGCUGAUGAAGUGUUGCAAAUGUUGAGUAAAUCCAUAUUUUAUACACGAUAUGUCUUGUGAUGGCUGAUGGGCAUUUUCUGCAAAAGACAGCUGUGCAGUUGUUUUUCUCUUUUUUUGUAAAGUUUUGUUGCUUUUAUAAAGGAAUGCAUAGGGAUUGACUUGGAAUAAAUUAUUUAUGCUA
Amphiprion ocellaris (clown anemonefish) is the source of this 1872-nucleotide messenger RNA. Its product is annotated as ras-related protein Rab-25-like. The coding region runs from base 300 to 935 and encodes 211 amino acids. The transcript has 5 exons. Gene Ontology annotation, biological process: exocytosis. Gene Ontology annotation, molecular function: GTPase activity; GTP binding. NCBI's taxonomy places the organism in Eukaryota, Metazoa, Chordata, Actinopteri, Pomacentridae. Gene Ontology annotation, cellular component: recycling endosome. The record is from RefSeq and is a predicted model, not a curated record.